Molecule: messenger RNA, 3703 nt
Organism: Uloborus diversus
Lineage: Eukaryota; Metazoa; Arthropoda; Arachnida; Araneae; Uloboridae
Product: zinc transporter 7-like
Exons: 11
Coding region: 56-1123 (355 amino acids)
Biological process (GO): intracellular zinc ion homeostasis; transmembrane transport; zinc ion transport
Cellular component (GO): Golgi apparatus; membrane
Molecular function (GO): zinc ion transmembrane transporter activity
Source: RefSeq, a predicted model, not a curated record
GAAUUGUUAACAUUUAUAAAAUCUUAAGAAUAUUUUUAAACAUUAAUAGUUAUAAAUGUUACCUGUACAUGCCAAUGAUAGAGACUAUAAAACUGGUAGAAGACAUCGUGUCAAAGAAAAAUUCCAGUCAUGGUUUCGGGUGAUAUUAGCUGACAAAACAUCUAGAAAUUUGUUUUGUUUUCUUAUGCUCAAUCUGUCAUUUGCAUUUGUGGAAUUAUUUUAUGGAAUCUGGACAAACAGCUUGGGACUCAUAUCAGAUUCCUUUCACAUGUUUUUUGAUUGCACUGCAUUGUUGGCAGGCUUAGCUGCAUCUGUGAUAACCAAAUGGCGUGCCAAUGACAGAUAUCCUUAUGGCUAUGUACGAGCAGAAGUUUUGGCUGGGUUCGUUAAUGGUCUUUUCCUCCUGUUCAUCGCAUUUUUCAUAUUUUCAGAAGCUGUGGAGCGAGCCAUUGAACCCCCAGAAGUAAAACAUGAAAGACUUUUUGUUGUUUCUGUGUUGGGCUUCUUAGUUAAUUUAGUUGGCAUUUUUGCAUUUCAACAUGGGCAUGGUCAUUCGCACGAUGGAGGUGAUCAUGGACAUAGCCAUGGACAGUCACAUAAUCAUGAACACGGACAUGGGCAUGGACAUUCUCAUAAUUAUAGUAAAGAAGGCAAAGAAGAUGUUCAAGGAAAUGGAGGAAAUAGCCAAAUAAUGCAUGGUGUCUUCCUCCACAUUUUAGCGGAUACGUUGGGCAGUGUUGGUGUAAUUGUUUCAGCCGUUCUUAUGAACCAGUUUGGUUGGAUGAUUGCUGAUCCAAUUUGUUCCAUGUUUAUAUCAACUCUCAUUGGCUUUAGUGUCAUUCCAUUACUUAAAGAUUCCACUUGCAUACUAAUGCAGAGGACACCUAAAGCUCUUGAUAACGUACUUCCUGGUUGUUACCAAAGGGUUAUGCAGUUAGAUGGUGUAUAUAGUGUUCAAGAGCCUCGUUUCUGGACACUAUGUAGUAACGUAUACAUAGGUACUAUAAAAUUAGAAGUAGCACCAACUGCUGAUGCCAGAUAUCUUUUGAGCCAUACUCAUAAUAUUUUUACACAGGUUGGUGUGCGGCAGUUAUAUGUGCAAAUUGACUAUGCGCUAGUAUGAGAGACGGUUAGUGAUAGAUCUUACUUAAUACAUUUCUUACAUUUGUUCCUGAAACUGCAUUUUUUUUCAUGGAGUUUGUGGAGGAACUGAAAAUUAUCUGAAGACAGAGUCAUCAGACAAAAGUUGCUCAGAUCUUUACCAACCACCUAUUUUAGGUGAACAGCAACAAAAUGGAAACUUUUUUUAAUACUAGUCUUAAAUUUUAGCUCUUAAGACUUGAUUUGUCCUUUAAAAUGGGUGUUUGUAAGCAUUGCCGUAAAUUCUAAUGCUGUCUUCUUUUUUCUACAGUAUUUUUUUACAUUUUGGAGAUUCUAUUUGUAAAAGAUAGAAUAUGGCACAUUUAAGUGGCAAAAAUACAAUUUUUGUUAAAUAAAUGCAAAUUAUUUUUAAAUUCAAGGAUAUGUGUGUAUAUAUCCUAUACUCAAAUUUUACUUCUACAUAUGCAAAGAACAAAAGCAAUGAUGUUAAUGAUCACCAAUUCCAAUCAAACAGAAAUAUCAGAGACAAAUCUUGUGCAUAAAGUAUGUGAAAUUGUUAUUAUUGAGAUAAAAUUAUGAAGUUAAAAAGCAGUUUUUAUAAAACAAAAAAAGCAUGAAAUUUUUUUAGACCACAGUACGAACGCUGAAAAAUGCCUAGAAAAAAGUUUCGUUUGCCACAUCUGGUAACUAAAAAAAAUUAGUUUUUCAGAGACCUAGAAGCAUAAUAAGUCAGAAAAUACAAUGUUCCCAUGAAAAUAGUUGCACAUUAUGUUUUUAGAGGCAGCAGAAGUUGAGUUGUUCCAGUAGCAUUUUUUGUUAUUUCUGGGGAGUUUCUUUUGAUAUAUUUCGCAUUUUUCGACUUUAAAGAUGUUUACAACUAGUAAAUGUAUCUGGUUAAAGCUUAUUUGAUAGUAUUAAGUCAAUAUAAAACUCUACAGUCAUUUUUGCAUGUUACUGGUAAUUUUCCUGAAAUUCAACCUUUUUUUGUAACUUGCUCAUUUUAACUUGUAAUAAAAACACAUAUAUUAUUUUGAUAAAUGCAGUAUUUUAAAAUUUAAAAUGCUAAAAAGAUCUGCUUAAAAUUUUAAAGCAGUUAAUUACAAGUUUUGACAUGAACAGUGAAAGAUUUCUACUAAAUAAAUGCAUGGAUACCUCAAAAUUUUCAUGCUCAUUUUGCAAACAAAAUAUCACAAAUCCUUACAAUUAAAUGUAAAAGAGUAAAUUUAAAAAUGAAAAUAAAUUUCCCAAAAUUGCUAAGCCACCGCAUUGGUAUCCGAAUAUCUAGCAUUAAUAGUAAUCAUAAACAUUUUUAUAUUUGCAAUUAGUUUAAGUCACUGCCAGUGUCACUUGAAUACAGUAGACUCUCGUUUUACGCGGGGGUUACGUUCUACGGAAUGCCACGUCAAUCGAAACCACAGAAAUUGAGAUUUUAAAGAAGUGUUAAAAUAGGGGUUUGGUUCCGCAGAUAACAAAAUACUUCAUUCUAGUGAUGAUUAAUUGUAUAUAAGUUUAAUGUGCACUUAUAUCGACUUGUUUGUAAAGAGGAGCUGGCGAUGAUAGUCUUUUGGAAGUCAUUAAGAAUUUUUCUAAGUAAUUCUUUGCAGAGCAUUAACGCAUCCAUGAUCACUUGCGUCAUUUCUAUGAUCAAAUCUUCCUUCACUAGCAAAUCAGAAAGAUCAUUUUUAUUGUCUAUAGGAAUGACUCAUAAUUUUCAAUGUGAACGUUUUUGAUUGUGCGUCACCAAUGUCCAUAUUCUCGUUGGUGUUGGCCUCCUUUGUCACUCCUAAAAGCUCUUCUUCCAGAGAGUUCUGAACUGUGUGAGUUUAAUAACUUUACUUCUGGAAAGAGCUCUGGAACCAAUCGCAUAAAAUGUCUCCAGUGGCCCAAGAUCGAUCAUUAGCACGCCAAAAUGCAAUCUAUUAUGCAUAAUCUGCAAUCUUUAGGAGUUUGGAUUUUAAAAGAGGGGAGAAUUUCAUCUAUUUGCAUUGCCGCAUCCACCUAAAACCGAAACUCAUCUGCGUAAAAUAAAAUAAAGGUGCCAAAUCUUAAACCGCGUAAAAUAAACCUGCGUAAAACGAGGGUCUACUGUUCUGUCUAUUUUUGCUUUUAUCCUUGCAUUCAACCUUAUUUUUACAACUGUCAUGACAUGAACAAGCACCUGAACAAAGUAGUUUGUCCCGUUUGGCAAGAACAUUAGUUUGAAAUGCAAAAAGUCCUUUUGCAUAAACAUGAUACCCGCUUCAGCAUAUUUUCCGGUAUGUACGGAAGUGAAUGCCACUGUAUGGUAAUUGCUUCAUUAAUAACUACCCAACCAUGUCCAUUAAUAACUACCCAAAAAUGUCUGUCAGAGGAAGGAGCUUUGAUAAACAUCUGCUGGGAAUUUUUGCUUGAUAAUUUGCUGAUGACAUAGUAAAGCUUCAUAAGUAAGAGGUAACGAUGCCGCACUUUUAUAUUUCAGUUUAAAUAUUGAGUAUUGGGCAUCAUUUACUUUAUUAUGCUUUUCUUGACCAUAAAGUUUACAAACAAAUGAUUCGUAUGUAGGAAUGAAUUUAGGAUCAAGUUCCCACUCAUAACCAAGUUUUUGGAAAGCCUUUACAUAGGC